UGAGUGUUCUUCUUUUUUACUAUCGCUUUUGAUUUUGCCUCAAAACUAUCGCUAGAGCUGGAGCUGAGAUCGCUCCUCGCUCUUUUGAGGCUUUGCUCCUCACACUCCAUUGCUGUAGAAUGACUGUCCAGCUUUGUUCCCAAAUUUACCAUUUUGUUUGCUGCAGUACUUGAUCUUGUUGUCUUGUCCUUGUUUACUUGAGCCUUAAAGUUCUCAUACCUGGGCCUUGUGCCAGUCUUUACUUGUGCUAUGGUUUUUGUCGAUUUAGGUGCGGUUAUUUUCUUUUUGUUAUCCAUACAGUCAAUUUAUAUUUCAUUCAUCUUUCUCGCGCUCCAGCCUCCGUGGACCCUCAAAGUGGCACAAAUGUGGUGGCUUCCAUAGGAUGGCGGACACAUCGUGAGAGCUACGAGUCAGAUAUAGCACGGUUGACUACAAGCUAAACUCGACACCCUCUCCUCAUGCAGGAUUCCACCCCGCAAAAGUGGGCCCCCAUUCUGGGAAAAGAAUGUCUUGCCGCUGCAGCCUCCGCACUCGCCAAAGCCGAUUGAUCGAGGGCUCGCUAGUCCCUUGACCGCCCGUUUAGCCCAGGAAAGAGACCGAAGCAGCGUGUUGGUCCGUCAAAUCCGCAGAGAUGAUUUUCCUCAGCGUACCAGGCACCUCCACCAAGGUUACGGGUUUCCACACACGGCAAACAUGCGGGUAGGGGCACCACUCCCUACUUUUGUGAGUGAUUUCUACAAUUGGCAAUCUAGCGGUAUCAGUAUGAUACCCCAUAGGUAUCUCCCCCCCCCGCGUGAGUUUCAGCUCUUAUUACUCAGACGCUUGCAGGAUGGGGGGGGGGCAUCAAGGAUAGUAUCAAAUAUCACAAGGUCACGAAGAUCUUUGAUGUACGAAGAAAAGGGGAUGCCGACGAAUUUUAGGUGACGUUGUACCGUCACCGUCUCUUCUGUACCGACAUACGGGCGCGUUCUCACGUCGGCGACAAGCGGUGGCAGCACCUCACAGGCGCCCGCCUCUGGCUGUCGUGAGCAAAAAGGACUGACUAAAGUAGACGCUCAAUUCUGGAGGUUUGAAUGGGCAGUAUCGUAGUAUCUCACCUCAGGAGAAGCAGGGUGCCACACGCGAUGCUGGGGUAUCUGCCCGUCAGCCGACUCAACAAUUCCUCGCAGCAGUCCCGCUGCCAGAGGAACUAGUCGGAAGUGGAGGCGUAGUGAUCUGCGUCGCGGAAGGGUUUCUUUUCAAUUGAAAUUAGAGCCACUAUCUAUUAUAUGAGAAAGGUCAACAGACGUGGGAGUACAGUCCGGAGUACGCAUUGCGCUCUUAUACGUAUCUCUUGAUUCAUAUGGUUCCAGCAAUGUUUUAUCGCCACGUGCUGGAGCCAAAUCCUGUGCUUGUUUUUUAUUUCGUGAGAUGCUUGCUGUCUGUAGGAUGUGCUUUCUCCGAAGUUUACUUUUAUCAAAAUGUCUUCAAAGAAUUUGGAGUUCAUAUUGCCAGGCUGACAUACGCCUUUCUCAUCACUAGUUCUGGAAUGUUCAUCGCCAGUGCUGCAUAUUUACCGUCCUCCUUUUCAAUGUAUUUGAGCACAGUUGCAAUAGCCGCCUGGUACGGAAGAAAAUACGAAUUUGCAAUUUUUGCAACUGCAAUUUCAACACUUCUUGGCUGGCCCUUUGCAGUCCUUCUUGGUGUGCCAAUUGCACUGGACAUGUUAGUCAGAAAGGACUGGAUAAAAUUUAUAAAAUGGACUGUCUUGUCUGGCCUUGUAAUCCUUGUCCCCAUGGUCUGGAUCGACUCCAUGUACUACGGGAAACUAGUGAUUGCACCAUGGAAUCUCAUCGUCUAUAAUGUCUUUACUAGUCAUGGGCCUGAUCUCUAUGGGACCGAACCCAUUAGCUUCUACUUUAUCAACGGUUUUUUGAAUUUCAACUUUGUCUUCAUCGGGGCUUUACUUGCUCCAUUGGCAUUGUUAUUGAUUUGGGCAGUUGUCCCAGCAAGACCAAGACAUCGUUAUUGUUUACCUUACUGGGCAUCACUAGCUCCUCUCUACCUGUGGAUGGCAGUCAUGUUUAUCCAACCACACAAAGAGGAACGCUUCUUAUUCCCAAUUUACCCAAUGAUCUGUUUGGGAGGUGCAAUCACAGUAGAUUGCAUCCAGAAACUCUACUUCUUCAUCAGAACUAAAAUUAAACCAUUGACGAAUGUUUCCCACUACCUCCAAGGAACCUGUCACAUUACCAUCGGUGCAAUGGUUCUUUGUGGCCUCUUAGGACUCUCAAGGUCUUUUGCAUUAUUUAAGGGUUAUUACGCCCCAAUGGAAAUAAUGACUGAAGCGAACAAACUUGGAAUUGAACAUCAAAUACCCACGGACAUGCAUAUCAACUUUUGCAUUGGAAAAGAGUGGCACCGGUUUCCAGGGAGCUUCUUCUUUCCAUCUAACAACUGGCAACUGCAGUACUUAAAGUCCGAGUUCAAAGGACAACUUCCUCAGCCUUUUUCAGUUCUCCCAAUUGGCACAAGUGUCAUCCAACCUAACUUCAAUGAUAUGAAUAAAGAGGAGCCAUCUCGUUAUUUCGACAUUGAAAAAUGCCAUUUUAUUAUGGAUAUCGACACCGGUACUGAGACAAUACUGGAACCUAAUUACUCCAGGCAUACCGAUACUUUUGCAAUCGUCAAGUCAUCGGAUUUUCUAAUUUCAACAAAGUCUCAUCCAAUCUUCAGAGCCUUUUACGUUCCCUUCAUUUCCCCGGAAUACUGUAAAUUUGGUUCUUAUAAUCUUCUAAGAAGUACCAAACUCAAACUCUUUCCGCAAUCUUCAAAAGUCAAACCAGCUACAGACUUGUAAACUCCAGCAAUUAAUCAUGUGCAGUAAUCAACGACUGAUGCCAUCAUUAUUCACUUUAUGCAAUACGAGCGUACAAUAAAAACGUCAAUAUUUUUCCAUACAUUAAA
Diachasmimorpha longicaudata is the source of this 2946-nucleotide messenger RNA. RefSeq names its product alpha-1,2-mannosyltransferase ALG9 (gene Alg9). The transcript is spliced from 10 exons. Lineage: Eukaryota; Metazoa; Arthropoda; Insecta; Hymenoptera; Braconidae. Gene Ontology annotation, biological process: protein N-linked glycosylation. Bases 1343 to 2839 code for a protein of 498 amino acids. The record is from RefSeq and is a predicted model, not a curated record. Gene Ontology annotation, cellular component: endoplasmic reticulum membrane. Gene Ontology annotation, molecular function: alpha-1,2-mannosyltransferase activity.